UUGAGGGGGCGGGAUGUAAACAAUGAUGGCUGAGGGAGGUGUGGACGGGCAGUCCUGUCAUCAUGAGUAUAGUCAACUCUUGUCCUUGUUAGACUCACAACACUCCUCCAGCAGCCACCUUGCAUGAUGGUGGACCACCUCCAGAACCUCAAGGUCCUUCCUCCCUAUAAUGUCGAGGAAAUAAAGCGUGAAGAGUUCCACAGAUGUGAAGGUCACUGUUACCUUGACCAUGCAGCUGCAACAUUGUACAGCAGCAGCCAAAUGAAAGAUGUUGCAGCCGAGCUUCAGUCAUCUCUCUUUGGGAACCCUCACUCUCGCCACUUUCCUAGUGAUACUUCCACUCAAAUGAUUGAGUCCAUUCGUCAGAGGGUCUUGGAACAUUUCAAUACUGAAGCAGAGGAGUAUGAUUUGAUCUUUACCUCUGGUGCUACACAAGCACUAAAGAUUGUCGGAGAAAGUUUUCACUGGAAUGAAAGUUCUGAACUAUUGCACAAUGGCAUCAAUAGUGUUGUGUCUCAAGAUAACACACAAGAACAAAUUAAUCAGAAAGCCCAAAAUACAGAAAGUUCCAGAAAAAAUAAAGUGAGAGAACCAAAUCAAGGAGCAUUUGUAUAUGCUAGAGAGAACCACACGUCAGUGCUAGGUGUGAGAGACUUGGCACAUCAGGCAGGUGUUCCUGUGUACUGUCUGCGUACCAAAGACCUUCAGGAUAUACUAAAAAAUGAUUCUGCUAUCCCUUUAUCGGAUACAGAAUUUCACUUGCCUGUUUAUAAUGGCACAGAUGCUGUGGAACAGUCACCCAGUGGAGAAUCUCGUCCAAGAGAUGUUGCCGGAACAAAUUGGGAGAGGUGUACGGAAAGAAAAAACUGCCUCUUUGCCUACAGUGCUCAAUGUAACUUUUCUGGAACAAAGGCACCUUUGGAGUGGAUUGAGAAGGUUCAGAAUGGAGCUUUGAACAAAAUUUUAAACAGCUGUCCAAUAAAUAAUAAAGUUUCAUCAAAAGACAAUACAAGUGACCCUAACUGGUUCGUAUUACUGGAUGCUGCUGGAUUAGUUGCCACUUGUCCUCUUGAUCUCUCCAAAUGGAAACCAGAUUUCAUUCCAAUAUCUUUCUACAAACUUUUUGGAUAUCCAACUGGAUUGGGGUGCUUGAUGGUAAGGAAAAGAGCAUGGAAUGUCUUGAAGAAAGAAUACUUUGGGGGAGGCACUGUGCUGAUGGUUGACUCCAGGAAAAUGAUGCUUGUCCCACGACCCAAACUUCAUGACAGAUUUGAAGAUGGAACACUUCCCUUUUUAAGUAUUCUAGCUCUCAGACAUGGUUUUGGCACGAUCAUCAAACUCACAGGGGGAAUGGAGAAGGUGAAGCAUCAUGUGUUCCACCUGGCAAGAUACACACACCACUCUCUUAAGAGCUACAGACAUGCUAAUGGGUCCCCAGUCGCUCAGUUAUACUGUCAAGAGAAGCCAUGGCAUGUCAACACACACGGCUCCAUUGUCAAUUUUAAUUUGUUAAAUUCAGAUGGAUCUCAUGUUGGAUAUGCCCAGGUUGAGAGAGUUUCAUCUUUGUACAAUAUCUAUUUACGUACUGGGUGCUUGUGUAAUCCAGGAGCAUGUCAAACUUACCUUGAUAUCUCUCAAGAGAAUCUACUGCAUCAAUUUCAGGCAGGACAUGUAUGUGGAGAUGCUCAAGAUUUGGUGGAUGGGCUGCCAACAGGCUCUGUGCGUGUCAGCUUUGGUUACAUGAGUUCAUACAGUGAUGCUGAUCUACUUCUGAAAAUGGUGCAGGAAUGCUUCGUUGAUGGCCCUCUCAUUGUAGAUUUAUCAUGGAUGGAAAAAAGUGCAUUGUUACCUUCUAUGUUUUAUGAAGACAGUGCCAUUCCCAAAGGAAAUUUGGUCAAUGGAUGGAAAGUUGAUAAAAUAAGUAAAAGUUUAACAGUGAAGGAAAAAUGCGUUAUUACAGAAGCUUUCUAUGGUAACGAGGAAAGACAAAUAUCAGAGAAAGGUUUCAACCAUUCACAUUCAAAACAUAACUUGAUGCAAGAAUAUGAACUGCUUAAUACCAAGAAAAUUCAGAAUUCAUAUAUUGGAAGGGAGUCAAGUAACUGUAGGCCUGCCAGACUCUCCCUAACUAAUAUUGUCAUUUUCCCUGUUAAAUCAUGUGGGGGUCUCUCAAUGCAAAAAUGGAACAUAGACCUAAAAGGCUUGAAGUAUGACCGUCGAUGGAUGGUGGUAACAAGUUCUGGUAUGACGCUAACGCAGAAGAGGCUUCCACGUAUGACUCUCAUCACACCGCACCUUGACUUGGAGGCUGGGACACUUACUCUUUCAUACAAAGGUGAAAAAGAUGUUACUGUGCCUCUUGAGCCUUGUGUAUCUGCAGCAAGAGACAUAUCUGUGUGUGGAGGCCGUGUGUGUAGAGACCGUGUAAAAGGGUUAGACUGUGGACUCCAGGUUGGAAUUUGGCUUUCCAAUGUUCUGGGACAGCCAGACCUGAGGCUUAUGCAACAGACAAGUGAGCGAUUGAGCAAGUUAAAAUCUAUUAUCCAUGCUGGAAAAAAUCAAGAAUAAUGGUGAGACCUUUGACAAGCCGCUGGCUUCCUGUCCCCAUCGAGGCCACUAAAUAUAUUGUGGCCCCUCAUGUAAACUUGCCUUUUGAGUAAGUAUAUUGAAUCUUCAUUAUUUUUAUACAAAUAUUUAUUUUUAUAUUUUAGCUAUAAGUUAUUAGGUCUUUACUAAGAUUUACUGUUAUUUUUUAUGCAAUACUGUAUGUGUGUAGUUAAAUUAACCUUAAUUUCAUAAUGAAUGUGGCCAUUCACUGCUGAGUAGUUCCUGUAUUAGCUCCAUUACUCUUGUUCUAUUUGAUUACAGUAUGCUGUACUGUAUUAUCUCUGUUGACAUUUGCCUAUUUUCAUUAUACACUAUUAUUAUAUAUUAUACUAUUUUACCACUACAGUGGUAACACUACGCACUCUUCCCACACUUCGCGAGCAAUUGGCCUAGGUUCGUAUGCUGGAAAGGAUUGACAAAGCGCCAAUCCUUAAUUGUACGCUUCUGUUCACCUAGCAGUGAAUGGGUACCUAGUUGUUAAACCAUUUGGCAGGUUGUAUUCCAGGGAAAAUUAAGAUUAAGGACCUGCCCAAAAGGCUAUGCAUGUUAGUGGCUAUACAAGAAUGUAAGAACUCUUGUAUAUACUGUAUCUAAAUUGCAUUGUACCAUCCUACUCCUCUAAACUGUAAUCUUUCUUUUGUUCCUUAGUACAGUAUUCCAACAUUACCCAUGGGCCCAGCAUACCACAGCAGUUUUAAGUGGUUGGUGUAUUUUCUUACAGGAAAGCAGCCACACAGUAAGCAUACAUGUACAGAAGGCACAUAUACUGGUACACUCAAGACACAUACAAAAGUUGAAUCUGUUAAUGACUUAUUUAAUUUCAUAUAUACAAAAAAAAGGUUACAGUACCAUGGAAUGGCUGUAUUUCCCCAUAGUGGACUAUAUAUUGUAGAAUUUUUUAUCUUCUAAUGCUGUAUUAAUAGUGCUUUUCUUGCCAACAUGUCUUCAUCUGAAGAGACAUUUAUUCUUUACACAUUUGUAUAACUUUCAUUGUGUCAUAUUACUUGCUAUACAAAUUGAGGGGUUCUUGUAGCCAUUGAUGUGGUUGCCCCAUGAUGUGCUUGGAACUUGUUUUUCCCAUAUAUAUAUUAUAACACUCCUUCACCAUACUUUAUUCCAGUGUCGGCAAGAAAUACAAUAGAGUUGAUAGGUAAAGAUGAAUAAUUUACAGCAUUACACAAACAUUAGUGUCAUAAUUCAUGCUAACAUAAAAGCUGUUGGGUCUUUCAAGUCGGUAAUUACAAAAACAUUAAUCUCAC
Molecule: messenger RNA, 3866 nt
Organism: Procambarus clarkii (red swamp crayfish)
Lineage: Eukaryota; Metazoa; Arthropoda; Malacostraca; Decapoda; Cambaridae
Source: RefSeq, a predicted model, not a curated record